CACACACACGUGUUCAAUGCAUAUGUGUAGUGUGCAUAUAAAAGCAGAUGAAAUGUACCCUCUGUUUGUUUGCUGAGAAAAUGAAUGAAUCUUCCAGAAACAUAUGAUUGAUGAGAUUUCGCAGUUACUUGGGUUUUUGUUGUUUGGUAAGUUAUUUGGUUCUAGUAUUUGGAUUUGUUAUUUUUUUUUCUUUGAUUUCCAGUCUUGUUCUCUGUUUUUUUGGCAGCCAGACAAACCAUGAUUGUGAGUUACCUCAUCUGGAUUUCACAGGAUGCAGGUUGUAAGAGAAUUAGGGGAAAAUGGAAAAAAUUUGGAAAAGGGUAGGGAGUUAAGAAAUUUAAUUCUAAUAGGGGUUCAGUAUUUCUCAAAGGGUUUAGGGUUUUUCAAAACUAACAUAUGUUGCUUAGGGUUUAGGAUUUAGGGAUUAUCAAAUUUGAAAUUAAAUUUGUUGCGCACCGGAGUUCAAAAGUAAAGUCCUUGAAAAUUUUAUGAAGGCCGUUUAUAAAAAUGAUAGAAUAUCAAAAUAGUACUACAAACAAAAAAAGGGUACUUCGUCAGGAACGUAACGAUAACCAUAACAAUGUUCCCUUGGGUACGAUUCAUUUGACUGCAUAGGCGUUCUGUCUCAAAUGCAGUUUUUUUUCCCUUUGUUUUAGUCGGAGUUGUCCACUUAUCUCAUGUUAUGUUUAAAACUCUUAUUUUUUAAUCUUCCUCUUGCACUUAAUGAUACACUAAUUCAUGCUUUAUGCAUAUUUUUUUUACCAUUUGGACUUCCAUUCUAUCUAUUACACUUUGAUCAUUUUCUCUGUGUAUUCAUGUAAUUCUCCCAUGCGUCUUCUGACAGUAAUGUAUGCCACCCUUGAUAAAGUUUUAUCGUGGAUUAUUACACAACUGUGAACUUACUUGCUUCAAGACAUAUAACUCCGCAUGAUCCUCCAGAAUAUCCUUGGACAUUUCGUCCUCCUUUUAUAAUUCAAUGACUGAAUAAUUCUCUUGUCAUCGUGGACUAUCAGAAUAACCUCUGAAAUCUCCACAACUUGUUUUUACUUGUUACAGUAUAAGUGGAGUACUACACCACUUACUAAUAGGAUACUUCGAGGUAGUUUACCAGUAAUUCGUUGUGCUCGACUAUUAUGGUUUGAAGAGAAUAUGGUGUUUGGAUUAUGGUAAAGAAAAGAAUGCUGCUUAACAAUGUGAGACCUUCUAGCCAGCUGUCUGUGGCUAUAACAGUUUUGCUCGCUUACAAUGCUCUGGUGUUUAGAUUAGUAAUCUGUGCUGCAGACUGCUACUUUGUUCGACAUAAAAGACUAACCAUGGUUCAGAUGGAUCCUGCUGCUAACCUUGUCUGCAAAAUGGUGUAGGAGUUGGUCGGUCUGCCAAGUUGUUGUGUCCUUCUACCUAUUUAAAGCAUCUACAAUUUCCAUGCCAAUUCAGUGUGAAGUUUCAGUUUUUUUUCAUACUUGCAAGUGUUUUUACUUCUCAUGUGCUUGUAACUGAUGUGUGGCCAUAUCUUCUUGCAUAAGAAAUUGUUGGUAAUAUGAGAAAACGUUUUUUUUGGUUUGCUACACGUCUCCAGGUAUUAAGGUUAGUGUAUACUUCAUAUUGUUCAUUGGAGCUUCCCAAUAACCGUUCUUUUAUUAGGUUUCAAGAACUAAACUAGAAGAAGAAUUGCAAGAUUUGAUCCAUCAUGGAGUCCAAGCAAGAUGAAGUUGUACAUGAUAAGAACGAAACCAAGACAAGGAAUGAAGUAGCUGAUUCCAAUCUUUCAAAGGCCGAUGGAAGAGAUGUUUUGGAACCCUUUGCUGGUUCACCAGAUAAUAAAGUACAGCCUAACUUGAUUGAUUUGGGAGGUGGAAUUAAUCUCACACAUGAUGCACCUUCUGUUUAUAAGGAUACCGCUGUUGAAGUGAAUAUGGAGGCAUCGAUAACAUCUGAUGAUGUUAUGCGGGCUGGAGGCUUUGGUGCUAGAGAUGAUAUUAGUAGUUUUCUUCCCGUUGCAAGUGAUUCUACUGACUUUGAAGCCACAAUACGUGAUGCUCGAGGUUAUGAAGAACCACAGGGAAAUAUCUGCAGGCCAGGUCUUGGCUGGAAAGAAGCUAAAGAAACAGAAUAACUGUGUUCUUGCUACUGCUUGCCUACGCGCAUGUAAGUUUGUUACACUUUACAUUUUGGUACUUUUUUCUUGUACUACUGAAGGACUAAUAUCUUACUGAACAUGUUACAUAAAUUUCAGUGUAUUUAAGUUUGAGAUUUUUAUCCUUUUA
This is a messenger RNA of Pyrus x bretschneideri (Chinese white pear), 2264 nucleotides long. RefSeq lists its product as uncharacterized. Lineage: Eukaryota; Viridiplantae; Streptophyta; Magnoliopsida; Rosales; Rosaceae. The record is from RefSeq and is a predicted model, not a curated record. Bases 1688 to 2113 code for a protein of 141 amino acids. The transcript has 2 exons.